CGAGUCAGUCUGCAUGAAGCCGACAAGGUUUAUCCGUCUGUUUGAUCCAUCCCACCCGUUUUCGAUUGGCUUUUUCUCUUCCGGUCGAUACCCCACAACUCGCCCCUUUCAUCCAUCUUAUCGCCUCUUGAGACUUCUGAGGCUCCAAAUUUGGACACGGAGACCCCUACUAAAUGGAACCAGAAACUCGCCUAUAUGUCUCUUGGCAAUCCCUUCAGCUUUCCUAAGCCCAUUCUUCUGUGCCACCGCAGAAUGUUUGCGAACCACUCCUCCCAAUUCCCUGGCUGCCAUGGGCCUAGUUGCAGGGAAUAUCCACGAUGUGGAAUAGGGGAGCUAUGGAUUUUCCUAACUCCUCUGCCUUUUUUUGUCUUAAUGCAAUUUCCACCUAUGCAAGCCAUCGGCUUUUACUCUAUCGCCUCCAUUGAGUCUUGACUAAGUCAUCCCCCAACCGGGUUAAUCUUGGCAGAGAUGCUAGGUCCUUUUUCGGCAAACUUAGCCUAUUAGGGCUUGAAGAAAGGUACGUCACUUAAUGUGAGAGUAAAAAAUAGAAGUCAAAUAAAAAAAAUAAAAUAAAAACUCCGCAGCCGAUAGAAG
Aspergillus alliaceus is the source of this 594-nucleotide messenger RNA. RefSeq lists its product as uncharacterized. NCBI's taxonomy places the organism in Eukaryota, Fungi, Ascomycota, Eurotiomycetes, Eurotiales, Aspergillaceae. The record is from RefSeq and is a predicted model, not a curated record. The transcript has a single exon. Bases 14 to 328 code for a protein of 104 amino acids.